Molecule: messenger RNA, 1756 nt
Organism: Aspergillus campestris IBT 28561
Lineage: Eukaryota; Fungi; Ascomycota; Eurotiomycetes; Eurotiales; Aspergillaceae
Product: putative UV excision repair protein (RadW)
Exons: 7
Coding region: 213-1385 (390 amino acids)
Biological process (GO): proteasome-mediated ubiquitin-dependent protein catabolic process; nucleotide-excision repair
Cellular component (GO): cytosol; nucleoplasm
Molecular function (GO): damaged DNA binding; ubiquitin binding; proteasome binding
Source: RefSeq, a predicted model, not a curated record
ACUUUCUUGCCCACUUUUCUUCCUUCUUCUUCUUCUUCCCUUGUUCCACCCACCUCAACCCAUCUUCCUUUCCCUUCCUCGAUCCCUUUGCAUUCGACUUCUGUUCAUAAUUCCCUGUUCCGAGUCACAUCGUCCCUCUAACCUUCUCCUUCCGUAUUUCCCCACCUUGGUUAGCUAGUUGCUGUGUCUGUGGUCCUCUCUGGUGGCGCAAGAUGAAGCUCACUUUCAAGGAUUUGAAGCAACAAAAGUUUGUAAUUGAUGCGGAGCCCUCCGAAACGGUUGGCCAAGUCAAGGAAAAGAUCUCCAAGGAGAAAGGAUGGGAGGUUCCCCAACUGAAACUCAUCUAUUCGGGAAAGAUCCUUCAAGAUGACAAAGCCAUCGAGACAUACAACAUUGAAGAGAAGGGCUUCGUAGUCUGCAUGGUGUCCAAGCCGAAAACUGCCGCACCCUCUGCCUCUUCUUCACAGGCCCCUUCCACGCCUUCCAGAGCGCCUGCAUCUACGCCCGCUGCUCCCCCGGCUCCGGCCCCCUCCACCAACACCUCCACGCCGGCUGUUCCUGCUACUCCUUCGCCCGCCGCCUCCCAACCCCCGCCCACUUCCUUCAAUGACCCCUCAACCUUGUUGGCCGGGACCCAGAGUGAGCCGGUCGUUGCUCAGAUGGAGAGCAUGGGCUUCCAGCGAAGUGAUAUCAACCGUGCCAUGCGAGCUGCUUUCUUUAACCCCGAUCGUGCUAUUGAAUACUUGUUGAACGGCAUUCCGGAUGACGUCCAAGAAGAACAGCAACAGCAGCAACAGCAGCAGGAGGAGGCCGCCGCCGCCGCUACUGGCUCCCCCCAGGCCCCUGCCGCGACUGGUGCCACCGGUGCCACUGGCGCCACUGGGGGCGGCGACGAACCCGUCAAUCUGUUCGAGGCAGCAGCUCAAGCCGGCGGCCAAGAAGGGGGUGCUACUCGUGGUGCUCGUGCUGGUGGGGCUGGAGCUGGAGCUGGAGCUGGAGCUGGUGGAGGUGAAGGUCUUCCCAGCCUGGAUUUUCUCCGUAACAACACCCACUUCCAGCAGCUCCGUCAGCUGGUCCAGCAACAGCCCCAGAUGCUGGAGCCUAUCCUUCAGCAGGUCGCUGCGGGUAACCCGCAGAUCGCCCAGCUGAUUGGACAGAACGAGGAGCAGUUCUUGCAGCUUCUGAGUGAGGAAGGGGAGGGCGCCCUCCCUCCAGGCACCCACCAAAUCCACGUUACCGAGGAGGAGAGAGACGCUAUCGAACGUCUCUGCCGACUUGGGUUUUCCCGUGACCUGGUGAUCCAGGCGUAUUUCGCCUGCGACAAGAACGAAGAGCUCGCCGCGAAUUACUUGUUCGAAAACCCGGACGAUCCCGAGGAUCUAUGAAAUGGCACUAUCGUAUCCUCCCCUCGAGACUUAUCAAUGAUACCGAGCCGCAGACCACGUUCUAUGUUCCGCUCCUCCCCUCGCCACUGCCGCUGCAUUUAUCUGCCCGGGUAUUCUACUUGAGCUAGUGGUCUGAGCUGGUAUCGCCGUUCGCUGUGUUCCCUCAGCCCAGGAUGUUGGUGUCUCUCUACACAUCAUGCUUACUCCAAACCCUUUCAUACAUACCAUUCUCCCCCUGGACCGUCACACACGAUGUGUGCUUUUUUCUUUUUCUUUUUGUUCUUUCAUUUUUCCUUUUUUUUUUCUGAGAUGACGUUUCCGAUCAAGCACUAGUUAAUACAACAAAAUGGGACAUGAUGAUUCGACCCGUC